GGCUCUCAAGGCAGAGUCUCUUCUCAAAGGCUGUUUCACAGUGAAAAUAUGCUCAGUGCAGCCGAGUGCAUGAAUGAAAAAGCCUCUGGUACGUUCUAGUCUGGCAAAAUGCAGCACAAAACUCAACUUACUCUGUCCUUUCUGCUGUCCCAGGUUCUGUUGCUUGCGUGUGCAGAAGAUUUAGAAUGCACCCCUGGAUUCCAGCAAAAGGUUUUUUAUAUUGAACAGCCAUUUGAAUUCACAGAGGACCAGCCAAUUCUGAACCUGGUGUUUGAUGACUGCAAGGGGAAUAACAAAUUGAACUUCGAAGUUUCUAACCCAGACUUUAAGGUGGAACACGACGGGUCUUUAGUUGCACUGAAGAAUGUAUCAGAAGCUGGCAGAGCUUUGUUUGUCCACGCACGAUCUGAGCAUGCUGAGGAUAUGGCAGAAAUUUUGAUUGUUGGAGCUAAUGAGAAGCACGGUGCAUUAAAGGAAAUCUUUAAGAUAGAAGGCAACCUUGGAAUUCCAAGACAAAAAAGAGCUAUUCUGGCAACUCCAAUAUUAAUUCCAGAAAAUCAAAGACCACCAUUUCCCAGAUUAGUUGGCAAGGUCAUCAGCAGUGAAGGGACAGAGGGAGCAAAGUUCCGACUCUCUGGUAAGGGAGUAGAUCAAGACCCGAAAGGAAUUUUUAGAAUCAAUGAGAUCAGUGGGGAUGUCUCUGUGACCCGACCCCUGGAUAGAGAAACAAUAGCCAACUAUGAGCUGGAAGUUGAAGUAACAGAUUUAAGUGGGAAAAUCAUCGAUGGCCCAGUCCGCCUAGAUAUUUCUGUUAUUGAUCAAAAUGAUAACAGGCCAAUCUUCAAAGAAGGACCCUAUAUUGGUCAUGUCAUGGAGGGAUCCCCUACAGGAACAACUGUGAUGCGGAUGACAGCACUUGAUGCUGAUGAUCCUAGCACAGACAACGCUGUGCUGCGGUAUAACAUCCUCAAACAGACACCUACCAAACCUUCCCCAAAUAUGUUCUAUAUUGACCCAGAAAAGGGAGAUAUUGUCACAGUGGUGUCACCUGUACUGCUGGAUCGCGAGACAAUGGAAACGCCAAAGUACGAGCUGGUUAUUGAAGCCAAGGAUAUGGGUGGCCAUGAUGUGGGACUUACUGGAACUGCAACUGCCACUAUUCUUAUUGAUGACAAAAAUGAUCACCCACCAGAAUUUACCAAGAAGGAGUUUCAGGCCACAGUAAAGGAAGGAGUCACGGGUGUAAUAGUAAACUUAACUGUUGGUGACCGAGAUGACCCAGCAACUGGAGCAUGGAGAGCUGUCUACACUAUUAUUAACGGAAAUCCGGGGCAGAGUUUUGAAAUCCAUACCAAUCCCCAGACUAAUGAGGGAAUGCUCUCUGUUGUCAAACCUUUAGACUAUGAGAUUUCAGCAUUUCACACGUUGCUGAUAAAAGUUGAAAAUGAAGAUCCGCUGAUUCCAGACAUAGCCUACGGCCCCAGUUCCACAGCAACAGUUCAGAUCACUGUUGAGGAUGUGAAUGAAGGCCCUGUUUUCCACCCAAACCCAAUGACAGUGACAAAACAAGAGAACAUCCCUAUUGGCAGUAUUGUGUUAACAGUAAAUGCCACUGAUCCAGACACUUUGCAGCAUCAGACUAUCAGGUAUUCGGUUUACAAGGAUCCAGCAAGCUGGCUAGAGAUUAAUCCCACCAAUGGUACUGUUGCCACCACUGCUAUCCUGGAUCGGGAAUCUCCUCAUGUUCAGAACAACAUAUACACUGCUCUCUUUUUGGCAAUAGACAGUGGUAACCCUCCUGCUACAGGUACAGGAACUUUACACAUCACCUUGGAGGACGUCAAUGACAAUGUCCCAUCCCUUUACCCAACACUGGCAAAAGUCUGCGAUGACGCUAAAGAUCUCAGAGUAGUGGUACUAGGAGCAUCAGACAAAGACCUCCAUCCCAACACAGACCCGUUUAAAUUUGAACUGAGUAAGCAAUCUGGCCCAGAAAAAUUGUGGAGAAUCACGAAGCUUAACAAUACUCAUGCCCAGGUUGUCCUGCUUCAAAACCUGAAAAAGGCCAAUUACAACAUCCCAAUCUCAGUGACAGAUUCUGGAAAACCACCUCUGACUAACAACACAGAACUGAAAUUACAAGUGUGUUCCUGCAAGAAAUCCAGAAUGGACUGCAGUGCGAGUGAUGCGCUUCAUAUCAGCAUGACUCUUAUCCUUCUUUCACUCUUCAGUUUAUUUUCUGUUCAGCUAAAUUGAUCAGAUUAGAGCAUCAGAGAAAAGUAUUUCCAGACUGCAGGUCUGUAAGAACUCCUGACAUUUGAAGCUGUCCUACCGAGUUGCCAUGGCAACGAGAAAAAAGAAAACGUCAGAUCUGAAGACUGCAGUUUACAGUUACUGUUCUUCACUACUAGGCCUCAGUUGCUCCAGAUUCAGUUUAAUUUGCAACCUCACUUAAUCUGUCCGACUAUACAUUGGUGUUUGACAGCCUCUGCCCUAACUUCCAUUUAUUAAUGGAUUCCUCUUGCAAGAUGCAAGGUUUAUGCGAAUUUUCACUGAAUGUUAAAAGACCAUGACAUCUAAACUUGACCUUUGGGGAGGAGAAAACAGAUUGACUCCAUUUUUUCUAACUGUUGACUUGUUGCUAUUCAACUGUUCAGAAAAUAUUUUGUCUGUGGGUUAGUAUUUGUAUAUGUAUGAGUGUAUGUAUAUAUAUAUAUAUUUAUAUGGAGAGAAGAGUUAUAGGACUGGUUUAGCUUUUAUAAAAUAUUCAUCUGGAACGUGCAACUGACAAAGCAGAGUAAAUACAGCCACAGAUGAAUCAUAACUAUUUGACAUGGCUAAACCUACUGUACUUGCUGUUUAUAGUGUGGCCAGAAGGAGAGCCUAUUGCAGUCAUACCACUGAAAAAAGCCACUUUGUUGACACCAAAUAAAGGCAGGCCCAGGGCUCUGCAGCAUCACUUCUUGUACCUCAGGUUCAGCAAACAGGAAAUGCAAGUCCCCCUGGCUUGCUUCUGAUCCAGACUUCUCACCUUAUGCCCCAAAACUGAAUUUAAGACUCAGCAGGAGCACAGCUCUUCAUCUCAGUGCCAGGAAGGUACACGAGCCCAGAUUUGUGAGGCAAGGGGAAGCACUCAGUGCAACCAGCACCGUAUGGUCACCACCUACAGCAAUGGGACAUGCUGGGCUGAUUUUAAAGGGGCUUCCUGUAUGCUCUUGCAGAUAAUUAUUUGCUGGGGCAGUUUACAAAAUUUAAGCCCUUUGUCAGUUCUGCAGACAAAGUAGGCAUUGUCUGCAUAUGAGAAGCUGAUUCUAACAGCAAAAUCAAGGUGCUUCUCAGAAGCACUGGCCUCUCUCUCAGCCUCUGCAUUACACGUAUCAGUGCAAGGAGAAAAACAGAUGCCCUAUUAUCUAAGUGUAUUCACACAUAUCUAUAGUUUUGAAUAUAUAUAUACAUACAUACACGUGUACACACAGUUUCCAGUUAAGAGUAACAAGAGCAUUUCUUUGUGUGUGUAAACUUACCACACUUGUUUGCAGACAUGGGGAAAAAAAGGGUGUUCGUUACAUAUGACUAUGAAUCCUUUUUUAUUCUGUGAGCAUGUAAGGUUUAAAAAAAAACUUAACUGUAUCAAGAUGAUCAUCUUGUUAAUAAAUUGUAAAUGAUCCAUCAAAGCUCACACCAAAUUUUUAUAAAAUUAACACAAAAAAAGUAUACUAGUGACAGACUGUGGCUUUUAUUAGAGCUUGCCAGUAACUAGGGUAAGGUAAGUGUCUUAGAAUAUUUUAAUAAACUUGCUUAUUUAAAGUUUAAACAAGAAAGCUUCCUUAUGCAAUAGUACUUUGCAGCUGCAUUCUUUAGUUAGCAUUUUUACAGUACCUAUGAAUCAUACUGUAUGUUGUCCUUACUACAGUGAAAUUAUGAGCAUAUCUUCCACACCACAUAUAUGUUUCAAUAGUAAAGUUUUUUGGAAGCAUUAAAAAGUCCAAACAUGCAUUGAGUUUUCCAUAACGCUACACUAGAUAUUAAAUGUGUGUUGGUGGUUAAAAAUUGCUGUACAAUAGCUUUUCUCUGACUUCCUGUAUUGUACCAAAUAUGACAACCAUUUUUUGUUUGUUUUUGUUUUUUAAAUCAAAAGUAAUAACAACGGCAACAGAGGGAAAAAAGUUUGUGUUGUGAACUUCCCUAGCGCUGUAAAUUUCCUGGUGAGAUACAAGCUGUCUUCACACAGGAACCAAUUCUCUCUUCCAGUGACUCCUGCAGUCCUGCCCACGUGGAAUCUCCCACUGACCUUGCUUCUCUAGCAACAGCUCUGCACGUUUCACUUAGCAAAGCAGUGCUGUAAGGUGAGUGGGAGCUUCUACCGAGCAAGGGCUCCAGGAGCAGGCAGAGAGGCAGCCACAGGCAUUCCAACAAGAAGUGCCUGACCUCAGACACGAACACGGGCGUGCUUCUAGUUUGCUUUCGUUGCCCUUACCUCAUAGUAACCACGGGCUGCUGCUUUGUCAUCAGCAAUCACAGCUUUUUAAAAAUAAAAUUUUUAUGCAAAGUUUUCAAAAGGAAAAACCAACGAAUUCAUAACACCACUGGAUUUUCAGGAUACAUGUUUAAUGAAUGAAUCCAAAUGAACCCAAAGAUGAACUGCACCCUCUGCUUUAAUCUACAAAACCUCUAUCUUGAAUAAAAGAGAUUAUAAUAUUCUCCCCCUGCAAAUGCUCUUUUUCUACUUGCUUUCUUCCUCUUCCUUUCCAGCAAAACCCACCUCUGGAAAGACACCCAUUGACAUUAGUGUCAUCCCAAGUACCAGAUAAAGAUACCCUUUUCUAAUUUAAACCAAGGUUCACACAGUAUUUGGUGAAUCAUUCCAAGGGCAUCCAAAACCAAGAACAAAGAAAAAUUUCUUCUGCCUGGAACUGCACUAACAAUGGGAAGACUUUUACUACCAAUCUGUGCCCGAGGACAAGAGAUCUUUCUUCUCGGAUAAUACUGCAACCUUUUGACACAUAGAAAAGUCAGUACAAUGGCUGAAGCUCUGAAUCGAGAUGCAUCAAAGCCUUCACUCACCAAUACCACUAUUUCUCCAGACAAACUAAAGCCUCCCAGCCUUUACAGUGCAUCUCUAGGCUUCUGACUGAGCUAAUUACUGGACUACCUAAGCACACAAAGAAGAUGAAGCUGCCAUGUUAAUGUUUCCUCUGAAAAACCUGAAACCUGUACCUGAGAACCAACCCUUUUUAAUAAGCAAUCGUGUCACUUUCUGUGGCAAUAUACAAAUGAGGAACCACAUUAGAAUUUGAGUUUUCUUACCCGAAAAAGAUCGUGGGGUCAGGCUUAAAAAAAUGAUUCUCAUUUCCUGUAACAAAAGAGAACAAAUAAUGUAUUACUUUCUCACAACACUAUGAAAGAAACACAAAAGAAGUUGCAAAAUUAGUUUGUUUUUUUGUUUUGUUUUGUUUAGCACUCGUUCAGCCAUGUUUGCUGGGUUUGUAAUACAGCACUUAUUCCUACCUUACCUGCUUGGUCACUACAACGUUUACUGCAGUUUUUGUACGUUUGCAGACUUUCAGUGCUGACUGGAGUCAGAAAGGCAGUGAACUUGAUUUUCCUUUUGAAACACGCAUAAAACGUCUUGUGCAAAAGUCAUUUCACUUAUAAAAGUAUCUGCUGUUAAAACACAAAUUGGGUAUAACGUUAAUCAGUCAGAGUAUAUUAGCAAGGUAAAGGUCUCCUCUGUGGUGCACUUGCUAACUGAACUCUGUACACCUCAUGCGUGUGCUUGCAAUAUGCCUACGUGCAUUUAUGAAUGUACAUUUUGUUCAGUAACUGCAGGACUGAAGAUUAAAUCUAAGGAAAACCAGCUGAAUUUCCCACUGGUUGGCAAGGAAAAUUAGCUGUGAGCGGAACACUGACUAUUAAGCUUCCUGAGCCCUGUUCCCAUCCCACUUGACACUGGUGUAAAUCAAAGAGCAACUCCGUUACUAGAGUUGUUUGCGCAUCAGUUAGUGACACAAACAAAAAUGUUCAUUUAGACCUCCCCACAUUGUGGUUUUACUGAUGUUCUGCAAACAGUAAAGCAGCAAUAUUUGUCACAGUAUCAUUGACUGCUUAUAUAUAAUUGAAUGUUUUCUUUUGUGACAUACAAAGAAGCCUACAGCCUAGAUGCUUCCCACAGAGCACUCACUUCCUUCACUGAUGACUUUAAUGGGUCCCCAGGGAACCCAACCUGAUUUGAUUUAACCUCUAUUUGAAACGGCUGUGGCCUGUAGUCAAAUAAUUUGUCCCAGUCUCUCAUGUAGUCAUUUAAGUUAGGGAUCCCUGCAAUACAAACCUCAUUUAUUAAAUCAUGGGCUUCAAAUUACAUCAUAGGGACCUAGCUUAAGUGCUCACUAUAACAGAGCGAGCAUUUGGAGUUAUAGUAACAACUCUUGCAUCGUUGGUCUUUCCUUUGUGAGGCUCCUUGUUGAGACACUGAAAGAACUGCCAAUCUUUGUCUCAGCUGCUUCCAGCACAGAGAAUUUUGUACACAAGUAAUUUUUUGUCACUAGUUAUCUAAAGGCCAAGUUUCUUUUUGAAUGGAUUUAAUAAUGAUUCAUUUAAUUAAAAUAAAAACCACAAGAUAAAUGAUAUUAAAUAGUCACAUCAUCUUGAGAACAUCAAGCCUAGGACAAAACUCUGAUCCUAUCUUUCCUUUAAUACAUCUUCAGAGACUCAGUUUCUGAGAGAUACACUGUCCAAUGGUGCCAAAAAGAUAAAUAACUAAAAUAAUAAUAUUUUUUAUCAAUUCUAUGACCUACAAUAUAUAGAGUUAACAUACAAAGUAUUUCAGCAGUAGUUGCAACAGCUAUUCUAUUUAAAGCAGGUAUAGCUGACUGUUUUACUUUGUCAAGCAUACAACCAUUGACCACACUGUUUUCACAUCAGGAUAUGCUAGUUGGUUUGUAUUUGUCCGAAUGGAAUGGAUAUAUUCAUCCACUCUUGGUGGAAAGUUGUUAGUUGCACAAUUGCUAUGUGUGUGUAUAUAUGUAGAUAUAUAGAGAUAUACACAUACAUAUAUAAAUAUAUAUAUAUAAUAUAUGCAGAUGGAGACUAAUACAACAUGGGGACUUGAAAUAAGCAGUUUAAUCCCAUGAAUCAUGAAUGAACACAAGUUAAGGAACAGCUUGGGUGAUGUAUGCUAAACCAGUUUCAUUUUUAAAGGAAAAAAAAAUAACCCACAACCAAAAAAACCCCACACUGAAAUCCAGGCUUAUUCCAACUCCCAUGUUGUACUUAUGCUAACCUUUAGUUGUCCUCGCUUAAUAAAAUUUAUAUCAUUUGAAGAUAUUUAUAAUUGUUUACUGACUCAUUUUUAGUUGUCUGUGUAUAAGUUGGUCAUCAGUAGUGAAAAUGGGAGGAUUUAUAGUCAGAAUAACUGCAUCACUCUGUUUUCAAUGGGACAGCUAUUCAGGAAAGUUUCAUUCAACAUUUGAACAUUGUACUCCUUCUCUGCAUCAAUAAGUGACUGUAUUUGAUGAUUUGGGGCUAAAAUGAAUGUAAAGACAGACGUGUAUGUACAUGCAUGCACAUCCUGUUCAGGACUGUAGAAUGAGAGCAUGUCUGGUGAACUCUGAUGGUGAAUUCAGUACAAACAAGCUGCAUUGUUACUGCCAUUUCAGACAGAAAUCAUAACAAUCUGCCCCAUAACAAUCUCCAAUGUAUCACCAAGAAAUUUUUUAUGUUUUUUUUUUUUUAAGCUCAAACAAGGAGAAAAAUAUUUUUGUUUGAUUUUCAAAGAUACUUAUUUCAGCUACUUUUCCAGUUGUUUCUUUGGGCCCUAGUUGCUGAAUUGCUUGCUGUUUCUGAGGUGUAAAUAAACGUUUUGAUUUAUGA
This is a messenger RNA of Meleagris gallopavo (turkey), 7869 nucleotides long. It is a transcript of the gene CDH13, whose product is annotated as cadherin 13. Gene Ontology annotation, biological process: cell-cell junction assembly; calcium-dependent cell-cell adhesion; adherens junction organization. Lineage: Eukaryota; Metazoa; Chordata; Aves; Galliformes; Phasianidae. Gene Ontology annotation, molecular function: beta-catenin binding; calcium ion binding; cadherin binding. The record is from RefSeq and is a predicted model, not a curated record. Gene Ontology annotation, cellular component: plasma membrane; adherens junction; catenin complex.